Messenger RNA from Abrus precatorius (Indian licorice), 780 nucleotides. RefSeq names its product ethylene-responsive transcription factor ERF021-like. The record is from RefSeq and is a predicted model, not a curated record. The coding region runs from base 238 to 780 and encodes 180 amino acids. Gene Ontology annotation, biological process: regulation of DNA-templated transcription. Gene Ontology annotation, molecular function: DNA binding; DNA-binding transcription factor activity. The transcript has a single exon. NCBI's taxonomy places the organism in Eukaryota, Viridiplantae, Streptophyta, Magnoliopsida, Fabales, Fabaceae.
UAUUAAUUUAUUAAAGUCUCCUCUUCAGCGAAGCAGCUACGAGGAAGCUCACCAAAAUACUUGUAAUGGAUCCACGUUUCAACUAAAAAGCACACUCAUCCACAUCUAUAAAUACCAAUCACCAAGUUCCAAACUUUGCUACCUCCCAGCCAUUUCAACGUGAACAAAAAACACAUUUGAAUAUACCUAGCUAGCUAACAGUAGUACUAGUAAUCAAGUACUGAGUGACCUUCGUGCAUGGACAUGCCUUCUUCAAGUGGUGCUGCCAGUUCCGCAUACAGAGGAGUCCGAAAGAGAAAAUGGGGGAAAUGGGUAUCCGAAAUUCGCGAGCCAGGAACCAAAACAAGAAUCUGGUUGGGGAGUUUCGAAACGCCGGAGAUGGCGGCAGCUGCCUACGACGUCGCUGCGUUGCAUUUCAGGGGACGCGAAGCAAGGCUCAACUUCCCUGAGCUUGCAAGCACUCUUCCUCGCCCUGUCAGCAACAAUGCUGACCACAUACGCAUGGCGGCGCACGAGGCUGCGCUCAGGCUUAGGACCAACACGGUGGCGCCCCAGACUGGUGCCUCCGCCGCUUCAACCGCCGCUGCGCCACUUACCGUGAGACUCUCUCCGACUCAGAUUCAGGCUAUCAAUGAGUCGCCUCUUGACUCGCCUCAGACGUGGAUGCAAAUGCCUGAUGCGUUCAUGUUGGAUGAUCAAUCCAUGGUGUUUGCAAAUGGGUAUGCGUUUGAGGAUAGCGAGUGGGAGGAUAUGCAGAAUGAUUCUCUUUGGGAUCCUUAG